AUGAAUAUCGACCAAAAUAAUAAUAUUGAAAAAAAAAUAGCGAAUAAAAGAAAAGGAAACAUGAACAAGAAAAAAAAUAUACUACUAAAUCAACCGAAGAACGAUGAAGUAAUUAUGAAAAAGAAUAUGAAAAAGGUGAAAAAUGAAAAAAUAUGUAAAAAUGGAAAAGACAAUAUAGAAGAAACCUCAACACAUUUGAUAAAUAGAAGAAGAAAAGAUAAUCAUAUAAAGGAAGCUAUAUACAAAGAUUUAGAAAAAGAAAAGAAAUUUGCAUCUUCCACCAAGGGUACAUCGAUAAAAUCUAGUGGUUUGUUAGAUUUAAAUAAAGAAGAGCAUGUUGAAAAGGGCAUGGUUGAUAAUAAAAGUGUAAUAACAAGAACGUCUUCUAAUUAUUCCAUAUUGAAUUAUUUUAAAAAUAGUAAGGACACCAAUAAAAGUGGCAUGACGAACAAUAAUAAUAAUAAUAAUAAUAUUAAUAAUAUUAAUAAUAAUAAUAAUAUUGUGAAGACAAGUAGUGGUUCCAAUAAGACACGUAAUAUUUCUAAUAAUAGAAAUAAUAUUCAUAAUAAGCCUAAUGGCUAUAAUUUAAAAAGAGAUAAUAUAAAAAUUACUAAUUAUAUGAAACAAAGCGAUAGACACAUUGAAAAGAAUAAUGAGGUUCAUUUAGAUAAGCAUGGAUAUAAGGAUGAUAAUUAUAAGAAGACGUUUAAUCAUAAUAACUAUUUAAGUAUGAAAAAUAAUAUAGAAAACAAUUUGAUGAAUUAUAAAAAAUGUAAAUUAGAUCGAAUUCAUGCAGAAAACAAUAGUAGCAUAGAUUCAUUUCAAUCAAAGGAUGAUAAAAAUGUAAUUAUUGAAAAUAAGGAUACAUAUAAAAACAAAGAAUAUAUGAUAAAUAAAGACGUUGUUAAUUUAACUGAGCAUAAAAAUGAUUCAUAUGAUAUGGUAUGCAAUCGUUUAGGUACAAGUUGUAAUGUAUUGAAUACUAUAUCCUUAUCACAAAAAAAUAAUGACAAUAUUAAUUUGAAUGCAUGCAAUAAUUCUUUAGUAAUAAAAGGUGAAGAAAGGAAAAGUAGAUGUACAGGUCAGAAUCGUGCAUCUUCAGUUGGUUUGUUAAAAAGAAAUUCUAUAUAUAAUUAUAAAGAAAAUUUGAGGGAUGAUCUUAUAAAUAAUUGUGUUGAAAUGGAAAAUAUGGAUACAACUAAGAAUAUUAAUAAUAUGAAAAACUUGGAUUGUGUGAGUAACAUAAAUUAUGUAAAUAAUAUUAAUAAUAAUGUGAAUAUCAAUAAAGGGCUUAUAAACAGUAGCCAAGAAAUAAAUAAUAGUUGUAAAAAUAUUGAAUAUGAAUUAAAUGAUCUAAAUAAGGAAGAAGAGAAUAAUAAUUUUUUAUAUAAUUUUAAAGAACGAAAUACAGAAUAUUUACAUUCUAUUAAUAUACCAUAUACUUCAAAUAGUAAUAAUAACAUAAAUAAAAAUCAUCUAAUGACAUCACUUCCAACUGAAUAUAGAAAUAAAAGUAGUAAAAGUAGUGAUGAAUUAUUUUCUAGAAAUUUAUUAGAUUUUGAGAAUUUUUGUUCCUACAAAUUUAAAAGGAAUAUAAAUAAUAAUUUGGUAAAUAAUAUAUGUAACAUGUAUGAAGAAGUAAAUGAUUUGGAUGUGUAUCCUGAACAAAUGAAAAGAGGUGAGGGGAGUGUAUCAUAUGGUGAUAAUAAUAUGUGUAAUAAUAGAAAUGGGUAUGAAAAUAAUAUAUAUAAUACAAUAAAAAGAAAUAGUUACUUUUUUCAUCCUUAUAAAGAUGAUCAUUUUGAAGGAGAGAAAUUAUUUAAGAAACCUCGAAUAUGUGUUUACAAUGUGAUUAAUAAUGGGAACAAGUAUGAUAAUAAUAACCUAAGUGUAAGUCAUUAUGAUGAUGUAGAAAAGAGAAGACGAGUAAAUUUAGGAAGCAGUGGUAAUAUGGAUUUGCAUUAUCAUCAUUCAGAUUUAUUAAUAAAUAAGAGAGAAAAGGUUAUCAUAAAUGAGGAUGUGAAUAAUAAGGAAAUCAUGAAAGGAUAUAUAAAAAAUUUUUGGUAUUUGAGUAAAAAAAUUUUUUUUGGAAAAUAUAAAAACUGCGCAGUAAGUUUAGAGAAUGAGGAAGUUGAAAGAUUAAAGGAGAUUAUUUCUUUUGAUGAGAAAAAGGGGAAAUACACUUUGGAGGAUUUAUUUGGUUGGGAAGAGAGAAAGAAUUUUGAAAGGAAGAAAGAGGAAAAAAAGGACACACAUGGAGGUAAUAAAAUGGGAAAUUAUGGAGAUAAAAAUUGGGAGGAUAAUUAUUGCAAGAGUGAAUAUUAUAAUAAUAAUAAUAAUAAUAAUGAUGAUGAUGAUGCUUAUGAUGAUAAUGAUGAUGAUAGUACCCUUUUGGAUGAAGGUAUGAAAGAUAUUUGUGAUGAUGAGACCAUAUCUGAAAAGGAUUAUGUGACGGAUAAGAAAUUAAAAAAUUUUCGAUUGGAUUUAAUUGAUGGUUUUUUAUAUGACAAGCAAUCCUUAUAUGAAAGAGAGAUGAUAGAGAAUGAGAAAAUAUUUUCGAUGAUAUCUUUUAAUCAUAAGAAUUAUGAUAUACAUAUUGAAAAAUUAUUAAAUUUAUUUCCCCGUGAUUUUAUGAAAAAAUAUAAAAUAGUAAAAAAAUUAGGGGAAGGUGUAUAUGGAAAAGUAUUUAAGGCUGAAUCGUUAGAUGAUUGUUAUUUACAUUUUGCUGUUAAGGUAUUAAGAUAUUUUUGGCCCAAUUUUAAAUAUAAAUUUGGUUCUGAAGAAUUUGCAGUGAACGAAUAUAAUAUAAUGAGAAUAUUAUUUCAUCCGAAUGUUGUCUGUUUAAUAGAUAGUUUUCGUGUACAUACAUAUCGAAAAGGAAAGACAAAAAACCAUCGUAAUAAUAAAGGAAUGAUAAAUGAUGAAGAUUCUGCAGCUGAAUAUGAUUUUAGUUUUCAGAGACAUCGAAAACCUGAGAGGAAUCAAUAUUCCCCUUCUCUUGAAACUGUUCAAAGAAAUAAUAGAUAUAGUAAUUUUGUAGCCAAAAAUUGUAUAACAAUAGAAGAUUUGGAAAAGGAUUUGGUUAUGCAUAGUAUAGAUAAGCCAGAAAAUGUGGAACAAAAUUUUAGUUCCUACAGGGAUGGUCACGUUUAUAAUAAUGAUAUAACUAUGGGAGGAAUGUAUAAGAAGGGUGUUAAAAAAGGAGAACAUGAUAGCAAAAAGGUUUUGUUGUAUAUGGGGGGUACUAAUAAUGUGAUGGAUAAGUGUAAUAUAAGAAAAGAUUCCGAUGAUGUGUAUUGUAACUACGAUUAUUUUAAGGGUAACGCGGCCGUAACAAAUGAUAAUAACAAAAAUGAUGAUGAUAAUAACAAAAAUGAUAAUGAUAAUAACAAAGGUGGUGGUGAUAAUAACAAAAAUGGUGAUGGUGGUGAUGAUGGUGGUGAUGAUGGUGGUGAUGAUGGUGGUGAUGAUGGUGAUGAUGAUGAUGAUGAUGGUGAUGAUGAUAUUAACAAUGGUUAUGUUGGUAACAAUUUUGUUAAUAAGCAAGUUCGUGGUGUAGGUAAAAUAUCACGAGGAGUUCAUAAUUACGCAUACAAGAGUUCAUGCAGAAAAAAAAUGAGAAAAGGUCAUGUGAGAAUAAAAGAGAAUACUAGAACUAUUGAUAAAUUAAAAUAUAGGAAACAUUCGAAAAAAUUAAAAAAGAUUGAAAAUAAGAAUAAUGAUUAUAUAGAGAAUUGGGAUUUGUUUUUAGUAAUAGAAAAGUGUGAUUGUAGUUUGAAUGAUAUAUUAAAUAAAGUAAAGAAAAAGCAUUCUUUAUUUAUACAGCACAUAAAGCAAUGUACAGCUCAGUAUUUACCAAAUGAAAGGAUUGAUAUGACAUAUGACCAUAUACGUAAUUAUGUAAAAUAUGUUUAUUUACCAUUAAAAAAAAUAGAAAAUCGAAGCUUUUAUCCUGAAAUGCCAUCUUUAACAGAAAUCCAAACAAAAGUUGUGAUAUAUCAAAUGUUACAAGGUAUUAAUCAUUUUCAUAAGAAAUUUAUAAUACAUCGAGAUAUUAAACCGGCUAAUACACUUAUAAAAAAUAUACAAUACUUGUCAGAUGGAUUGAAUGAUCCCAAAGAAUGGAUAGUCAAAAUAGCUGAUUUCGGAUUAGGUGUAUAUGAUCAUUUCUUAAAAGCAGAAACAAAGGAUUCAAAUAUUAUAACUUUACAAUAUAGACCACCAGAAAUUUUAUGUAAUAGUACUUUAUAUAAUUAUUCAGUGGAUAUAUGGUCAGUGGGUAUAACCAUGUGUGAAUGUUUAUUAGGUUUCGUUCCUGUCACAUCGAAAUUUGAAUCAUCUGUUUUAUUUAAGAUAUUAGUAUUUAGAGGUAUCCCUAAUGAAAAUUUCGAUGACCUUUUAAAAAAAGAAUUUAUUGGAGAAUUGCCUAAAUUUAAAAUUGACCGAUUGAAAAUGUUACAAAUUAUAUUUACGGAUAUAUAUGGAAGAAGAAUAUUGAGUGAUGAGGGUUUGGAUUUAAUAGAUCAGUUCUUAAGUUACGAUUACAAAAAUAGGAUAACAGCUAAUGAAGCUUUAAAGCAUAAAUGGUUUGAAGAUGUACACCUACAUUUGAAUGAAGAUUUGUUGAGAUAUUACAAAGAUAACGGAACAUAUUACUUUUAG
This is a messenger RNA of Plasmodium falciparum 3D7, 4662 nucleotides long. It is a transcript of the gene CRK4, whose product is annotated as cdc2-related protein kinase 4. The record is from RefSeq and is a predicted model, not a curated record. Gene Ontology annotation, molecular function: kinase activity; protein kinase activity; ATP binding. NCBI's taxonomy places the organism in Eukaryota, Apicomplexa, Aconoidasida, Haemosporida, Plasmodiidae.